Capsicum annuum is the source of this 2978-nucleotide messenger RNA. Its product is annotated as pentatricopeptide repeat-containing protein At4g21065. The record is from RefSeq and is a predicted model, not a curated record. Gene Ontology annotation, molecular function: protein binding; RNA binding; zinc ion binding. Gene Ontology annotation, biological process: RNA modification. NCBI's taxonomy places the organism in Eukaryota, Viridiplantae, Streptophyta, Magnoliopsida, Solanales, Solanaceae. The transcript has 2 exons. The coding region runs from base 98 to 1858 and encodes 586 amino acids.
GGGACAAACAACCAAGAAAAAAAAAAAAGAAGUAAAUGAUGACGGAGUCAGUAUAAAUUUACUUUCAAACAAAAAAUUGAACUGAAAUUGUUUAAUAAUGUGCAAGUUCAUUAACAUGAAACCUUACGCAGUGAAGAAAUGCAUUGGCCUUUUGGUUUCAUGUGCUUCGUCAACUUACAAAUUGAAGCAAGUACAUGCAUUUUCCAUCAGGCGAGACAUCCCUUUAUCAAGCCCAGAGAUGGGCAAGCACUUGAUUUUAACUCUAGUUUCCCUUUCAGGUCCAAUGUGUUAUGCCCAAAAAAUCUUUAGUCAAAUUCAGUUUCCAAAUAUCUUCACUUGGAAUACCAUGAUUAGAGGUUAUGCCGAGAGCGAAAACCCAUAUCCAGCAAUUGAGAUACACAGUAAAAUGUGUGUUAAUUCUGUUGCACCCGAUACACACACAUACCCUUUUGUUCUAAAAGCUAUUGCGAAGGUGAUUGAUGUUAGGGAAGGAGAAAAGGUUCAUUGCGUUGCAAUGAGAAAUGGGUUUGAAUCGCUGUUGUUUGUUCAGAAUUCUUUGGUUCAUUUCUACGGAGCAAUUGGUCAAGCAGAAAACGCACAUAAGAUGUUUGAGGAAAUGUCUGACAAGAAUCUCGUGGCGUGGAAUUCAGUGAUUAAUGGGUAUGCUUUGAAUAGUCGACCUAAUGAGACGUUGGCCCUUUUCAGGAGAAUGGUUUUGGAAGGUGUUAGGCCUGAUGGGUUUACUUUGGUCAGUUUGUUGACUGCUUCGGCUGAGCUUGGUGCGUUAGCUUUGGGUAGAAGGGCGCACUUGUAUAUGUUGAAAGUUGGAUUAGAUAAAAAUUUACACGCUGCAAAUGCCCUUUUGGAUCUUUAUGCUAAAUGCGGGAAUGUGAUAGAGGCAGAGCAAGUUUUCGAUGAGUUGGAUGAUGACAGUGUAGUGUCUUGGACAUCUUUAAUCGUAGGUUUGGCUGUCAAUGGUUUUGGUGAGAAAGCACUUGAGAUUUUCAAGGAAAUGGAAAGAAAAGGAUUUGUGCCUACCGAGAUAACUUUCGUCGGGGUCUUAUAUGCCUGUAGCCAUUGUGGUUUGGUGGACAAAGGGUUUGCGUACUUCGAAAGGAUGCAAAAUUUAUUUGGAAUUAGGCCGAAAAUUGAGCAUUAUGGCUGCAUGGUUGAUUUGUUAGGAAGGGCUGGUUUAGUGGAGAAAGCAUACGAGUAUAUUAAAGAUAUGCCAUUGCAACCCAAUGCUGUUAUAUGGCGAACGCUACUUGGUGCCUGCUCAAUACAUGGUCAUUUAGCUCUAGCAGAGAUGACUAGGAAUCACCUUAAGCUGUUAGAACCAAAGCAUUCUGGGGAUUAUGUGCUCCUUUCAAACCUAUAUGCAGCCGAGAGGCGUUGGUCAGAUGUGCAUCAACUAAGGACCAGUAUGCUUAGAGAAGGGGUGAAAAAAGUCCCAGGGCAUAGCCUCGUUGAGUUAGGUAACCGUGUGCAUGAAUUUGUUAUGGGAGAUAGAUCCCAUCCUAAAAAUGAGGCUAUAUAUGCUAUGCUUGCAGAUAUGACUAGAUUGUUGAGAUUGGAAGGUUAUGUCCCUCAUACAUCAAAUGUGCUUGCUGAUAUAGAGGAAGAGGAGAAGGAGACUGCUUUGGCUUACCAUAGUGAAAAAAUUGCAAUUGCAUUCAUGUUGAUUAGUACACCGCCUGGGUCCCCUAUUAGAAUUGUGAAGAACUUAAGGGUCUGUGCUGAUUGCCACCUAGCCAUUAAACUAAUAUCGAAGGUCUUUGAUCGCGAGAUAGUUGUUAGAGAUCGUAGCCGGUUUCACCAUUUUACCAAUGGAUCUUGCUCUUGUAAAGAUUAUUGGUAGAUCAUAAUUGUAGAAUAUGAACCGGAUUUUGCAUAAGUUGCUUUAAUUAAAGCAGAGCCUUUUGAAAAAAAAAAUAAGAUGGCGGAGAACAAGAUCUGACAACAACUGCAUUUUGUUCAAGGAGAAGUUACCGAGUGCAAGAUAUGAAUUUCUAGGUCAUUGCUUGGUGGGCAGAUUUGUAAACAAUUAGUGCAACUCUUUACGUUCUGAAGAAAAAAUCCUCAACUCCCUUGUACAGAGUUUUAUGUAUUAUAACGGCAGACCAUCCUGCGCGGUGGGUUCUUUGUAAGUCUUGAGAGGAUUAGCUAUUUUUGUGAAACAAAAAUGGAAAGGCGUUAUGUGAUCCUAAGCAAAUGGGAUUCGUUCACUUUUCACCAAGUCUUCAAUAACAUCAGGUGUCUUUUAGAUCCAACAUGAUCCCACAACAAGAAGAUGCAUGGUUGGGAAGCUGAAAUAUCCAGGUCAUUUGAGGUUAGUGGAAGCAACUGUUGCCCAGUGUACAUGAGGAUUGUGAUUUUUGGAAGAAACUGCUUUGAUUGGGAAGUAAGCAUAGUCAUGGAACAUGAUCUGCAAAACUAUGGUUCAUACAGAAUGGGUUGCUUCAGUUGGUUGUUGGAGCAUGAUUCAUAUUUGACUAAUGUUGGCAUUGCUCCAGAAACCAGACGAAGAUCAAUCAUCGGGGUGGACUUAAUUUCUUGGUUUCUGCUUGCUCCUUGCUCUUCUGUGUUGCAUAGAGAACCACUUACACUGUCUACUAGGAGAAGUCCUCCCUGCCUGAAGUGUUUGUUAGCCACCGUCAAUGGCAUUCUUCCAUCAUUGAUUCGAUAAAGAUUGCCAAUGCUCUUUCUAAAUUGAGGCCACAUCGAUGCCAAGCGAACAGAUAGUGCCAAAGGCUUCUAAUUUAUUUUUAAUACACCUUAAACACAAUUUCAAAUGAUUUAAGGAGAGAGUGAGGGAUGGAAGACUCAACGAGAUUUUCCUUUUUUUCUUUUGGUAAUAAUUUUAGUUUUGUGAUGCUUUCACAUACUUUUAUAUAGUAGCAGCUAAUUUUCUAUCUAGGAUUUUGAUGAGGACGAAUUCUUCUCUCGUUUUUAUAUUAUUGAGUAGUUGGAUUUUUCUA